Messenger RNA from Bursaphelenchus xylophilus (pine wood nematode), 2283 nucleotides. The record is from the annotation of a GenBank genome assembly. NCBI's taxonomy places the organism in Eukaryota, Metazoa, Nematoda, Chromadorea, Rhabditida, Aphelenchoididae.
AUGGACCAUUAUGGGGCCUAUCAUAACGGCAUUGCGGAAUACGGUAUGUUUUUAGUUCAGUCUAUGGAAAACUUUGGGUUCUCAGUCUCGAAAUCUUUUUUAUUAUCUAAAAUGAUAUAUGAUAUUUUUAGAUCUCUAUGAUCGAGUAAAGAAAAGUACGUUGAGAGUCCGGAAUACUUUGUUUCCGGGCUUUCCAUAUGAACCUUUGCCGGAUUCCCCAUCUUUUUUGGAUCAGUUGGCAGGACCUUGUAGUGAAGCACAAUAUGCCGUGAUAGACUUGCUCAAUGCUCCAGACGAGAUGGAGUUGUUGGGGCAAACUGUUCAGGAUUGUAUACUUAAAUUGAGAAGCAGGGAUCCGAUUCAUAUUCGGGAAGCUAUUGCCGAAAUAUAUAAUUUGGCCCAUCGUCCCGGCAUUGUGGAGCAAAUUGCUGCUGAUGAGAAUCUUAUUAAAGCUCUUAUAAAUGCUCUAAAGUAAGUUUCUAUGAAUUAUUGUCUAUUCUUUUAGUGAUGAGGAUCCAGCAAUCCAAGCGAGCGCACUGAAGACAUUAGCCGCUUUGUCGGCAGUGGCCCCGGCCCGUUUUUGUAUAUUCAGAAGCGGGGGAAUCAAAGAGUUAGUUAGAAUGUUAGGCAGUCCUAACGAUGGGGUCAGGAGAUACGCUGUGCAGACUUUGCAUAAACUAUUGCAAUAUGUGGAGAACGCUAAGGAGGAUGUUAUCUCAUGUCGGGGUCUAGAAGCAUUCAUUCCUUUACUUGGCUUAGACAAGGUCCAGGUCCAAGCCCUGGUUGCCGAUUGUUGUUUCUAUCUGCUACAUGAAAGACCACAUUGCAAAUCAGUUUUCUUUGAAUACGAUGGGAAUAAUUACCUUGUUAAAAUCCUCCGUACCAGUUCCAAUUAUUUGAAGGCAGUUUAUGCGGUUCUUCGAUGUCUUCUAGCUGUCAGCACCGAAGCCAACAACAAGGCUAGAUUAGUUGACAUUGGUAUGUUUUUUUUUUGUGAAAUGGACCCACCCGUUUAUAGGUUGUCUCGAAGCGUUGCACGUUUAUCUAGACAUUAUUAAUGAUCCCAAAUGGCGACUAACUCUACUCAACACGAUCAGGAAUCUCUCUGAUGCGGCAACUGCAGUGGAUACUCUUGGGGGACUUGUUAGUGAUCUGCUGCUUAUGUUGAGACACACUUCGGAUGAUGUGACUGUCAGCUGUAUUUGUGGAAUCCUCUCUAAUUUGACUUGUAACAACGUGAAUAACAAGAAGACGGUUACUUUGAGUGGUGGAAUUGAAAUAUUGGUUGGAGUUGGAGGCGCUUUCUCACACAUUGAGGAUGUCACGGAGCCUACUUUAUGUACGAUCAGACAUUGCACCAUCAGACAUGACCUCGCGGAUCAAGCUCAGACACAGUUGUGUCAUAUUAGACAAGGACUUCAAAUAGUUCUUUGUUUGCUGGCUACAAGAAGACCUCCGAUCGUUAAGGCAGCGUUGGGAGUUGCUCGAAAUUGUUCCAUAAUUGAAUCGAAUAGAAGAGCUUUGUUGAUGGAAAGAACUCCAACUGUAGAUGGCGUGGUUGACAUUGCUCUGGAGGUGCUCAGCCAUUCUGGAACUGAGCUUCUGAAGGACUUUGAUGCUCUGACGGAAGGCGUUUCUUUGCUGGAACUGGUCGAAACAACGGUAUCCUUGCUUCAUCAGCUUGUAAGGGAAGUCGGAAUUGCUGAGAUUGUCUACAAUCAUCCCGAGAUUAUGCGGAUUCUUGUGUCGGUAAGAUCUUUUGGCAUGAUUUAUGUCUUCCUUUAGUUGAUCAGUAUGGAUAACAUAAACCAAGCAGAUGAUUGCCUUGUUAUGCGCGAAGUAAUGGGCCUUUUUUAUCAUAUUACAAAAUCCCCGGAAGGCUGUCGAAUAACUGAACAGUCGGGCGCUGUUCCUUUUAUUUCUUAUGCCUACAGAUCCAGAGAUCAAGCUGUCGGUAUGUCAAAUUCUUUUGAUGAUGGUGUUUGUGAGACAAGAAAUUAAUGCAUUUGUAUUUCAGCAGCAUAUGCCAAGGUUAUUUUGCGACAACUGGGAAUGGAGGAAAGGCCUCUACCUGGGUAUCAACACAACUCUCAUAGUUCAACCGAUACUCUCGGAUCUAAUGGAAGAAUAGUACAACAAGAAUAUAGAGGCCCUGUGGGGUGGGUAAACGAAGGUCUGGAGCCGGAGCUGUAUCAGGAAUUCUUUUCCCGAACAUUGGGAGAAAUGAAACACGAUCAUGUCGAAGGUCAGCAUGGCAACUCUUGGUUUGACACGGACCUCUGA